UCAAGAAACGUCGAUAGUACGACUGCCAGCGGACGACGAUGCCAACUAUGGCUAUUCCUACCCGAUAUGGAGAUUACUCCGUUAUAAGCAAAGAACUCAUGAAGUAUUUUCCCAAGGGCAACUUCAAAAUUCGUGUCAGCGGCAAUCACUUCAUCUGCAAGGUGCCUACCGCCUUAACAAAUAACCAAAUUCGUGCUGUGGAGGAUGCCGUCAAAGAACAGUCACACUACAGGGACACCAAUAUUGAAUAACUACCAGCGUUUAAGGGCGAAUACAGAAGCGAUUUUGGCAUCAUCCCGUCAUGAUUUCUAGCAGAAAUAGGAGGAUGAACUGUGGGGUCGAAAAUGUGGUAGAAGAUAUGUUACUGAAGAUGAUUUCCCAAAGGCUGCA
Messenger RNA from Cryphonectria parasitica EP155, 390 nucleotides. RefSeq lists its product as uncharacterized. The coding region runs from base 39 to 251 and encodes 70 amino acids. The transcript has 3 exons. Lineage: Eukaryota; Fungi; Ascomycota; Sordariomycetes; Diaporthales; Cryphonectriaceae. The record is from RefSeq and is a predicted model, not a curated record.